AUGCCUACCACCAACAACACCACCCCAGGCAUAGGCCGCCUCCUGAGCAUCCUGGCCAUCCUGACGGCCCUCCUCUCGUCGGUAGUCUACCUGGCCGAGCAGAACCUGGAGCGCUUCUACAUCUUCGACAAGGAUCACCUGCACGACCUGGCCAAGCGCGGCAUCGCCGAGCACGGAAACAACACGCGCGGCGUGGUCGACUACAUCGUCACCGAGCUGAGCGAGAGGUCCCCAGCCCACGUCAACCUCGAAGAGGAUUGGGUCUUUAACAAUGCCGGUGGUGCCAUGGGUGCCAUGUACAUUAUUCACGCCAGCGUGACUGAGUACCUCAUCGUCUUUGGAACAGCCAUCGGGACGGAGGGUCACACCGGCCGCCACACGGCAGACGACUACUUCCACAUCCUGUCGGGCGUGCAGACGGCCUACGUACCGGGAGAGUACGAGCCAGAGGUCUACCCGGCCGGGAGCGUGCACCACCUCCGACGCGGCGAGGCCAAGCAGUACCGCAUGCCCGAGGGCUGCUUCGCCCUCGAGUACGCCCGCGGUUGGAUCCCCCCCAUGCUCUUCUUCGGCUUCGCCGACGGCCUGUCCAGCACCCUCGACUUCCCCACCCUGUGGAAGACGACCUACAUUACCGGUCGAGAGAUGAUUUCCAACCUGCUCAAGGGCAAGUUCUAA
Molecule: messenger RNA, 678 nt
Organism: Geosmithia morbida
Lineage: Eukaryota; Fungi; Ascomycota; Sordariomycetes; Hypocreales; Bionectriaceae
Product: C-8 sterol isomerase
Exons: 2
Coding region: 1-678 (225 amino acids)
Biological process (GO): ergosterol biosynthetic process
Cellular component (GO): endoplasmic reticulum
Source: RefSeq, a predicted model, not a curated record